UAGUGUUUGGUAAAGAAAAAUAAUAGCAAUUUACCAUUUCUCUAUUUUACGUGUUUAAUUUUUGUGAGUUCCGGCAGUGAAAUUGGCUGUUAUUUCGUUUAUAUAUUGAGUAUUUGAGCACUAGAUCCAAAUGUCGGAAGUGGAAGACAAUUCGAUUCCUCACUCAGUAGCAAAAAAACAAAGAAAAAGUAACCGUAGAAGGGGACGCACAUCACAAAGAAAACGUGGAGGACGAAGUCAAAACUCAGAUCUAGACGAUGAUGACGACUUGGAUCUUGAACUGGCAUUUAGCUCUCUUCCAUCCUUCAGUCUUGAUCUUAAACUUACAACGGAUAAGUUUGAAAAUUUGUUUGUUCAAGAGAUGCAAGGAAAGGAUUUUACCAUGGGAUAUGUUCAAAAGAAUGGUUUCAGUACCCCUUUAUUAUUUAAAGAUAAGUCAGGGCUGGAUAUGAAAGUUCCAAAAUCUGAUUUUUCUGUUGGAGAUGUUAGACAGUGUGUUGGUUCAAGAAGAAUGGUGGAUGUAAUGGAAGUUGCUACUCAAAGGAAUUUGGAAAUGACUAUGAAAGAAUGGCAGCAGUACUAUGAAAGCCCCAAUAAAGAUCGCUUAUUGAAUGUCAUUAGCCUAGAGUUUUCCCACACAAAGCUCGAACACAUGGUCCAUCCUCCUUCAACAGUUAGUCUUCUUGACUGGGUUGAGGUCAUGUGGCCUCGGGCUUUGAGAAUGCUUCAAAAAGAAUCGACUAACUCAAUGGACGAUAUGUGGUAUCCCAAAGUUCAGAAAUAUUGUUUGAUGAGCGUCGCUGGGUGUUACACAGAUUUUCAUAUUGACUUUGGUGGCACUUCAGUCUGGUACCACAUUAUCAGGGGUUCUAAGGUUUUCUGGUUGAUACCUCCGACGGAACGUAAUCUACAGUUGUACGAACAAUGGACUUUAUCCGGCAAGCAGAGCGACAUUUUUUUUGGUGAUCUGGUCGAGAAAUGUGGUCGUGUACAUUUGGUGGCUGGCUACACUUUCCUCAUUCCCUCAGGCUGGAUUCAUGCAGUUUACACACCAUCAGAUUCUCUCGUAUUCGGUGGCAAUUUCCUUCAUAGCUUUGCCAUUGAAAAUCAAUUACGGAUAGCGCAAUUGGAAGACAGCACUCGCGUACCUGCUAAAUUUCGUUUCCCUUUUUAUACGGAGAUGCUUUGGUAUGUACUCGAAAGAUACGUCUACACUUUAUUGGGGAAAGACCACCUGGAUUUUUCUCAACUUCAACCAGGACAGACGAAUAUCGAAAAAGUCACACCAAGUCAACCGCAACACGUCCACUUAACAGCCAGUGAAUUACAUGGCCUUCGAGCGAUUGUGCUCUAUUUACAUUCACUAGCUCCAACACGCAAGAACGUUCCUGAUUUGCUUGUAAACCCCGUUGCCCUAAUCCAAGACGUCCGGACUUUAGUUGAACAGCAUAGAAAAGAUCAAACCCACUUAGCCAUAACAGGGGUUCCUGUUGUAAGGGUUGCACAACCAGCCAACUCUAAAAGCAAGAAACCUCUUCCUACUUCAUUCAACACCACACCUAUUAAAGUCGAACACAGUGUUUCUUCAACUUCACGUUCAUCAGUUCUCCAAACCACACCUAGCUGUUCAAGUUCGCAAGUUUCCGUUAUUGUGAAAAGAGAACUUGUUGAAAACAAGGUUGAACAAGUAAUUCCUAAGAACGAUGUGUUGUCACCAAUCAUUAUCAAGAAAGAGGAGCCGACAGAGGAAUCAAAUGAACCCUAUGAGGCACUUGUGUCAGAAACAAAGUUCUCUCCACAUAAAAUGGAAUCCCCCUUCCCUCACCUGCGGGAUCAACUCAGGCAACAACAACAAUUGGAGAUGGCUAAAAAAGUGCGGCAGCCUGUCGUUGCGUUAGCGCGACCAUCUACCAUUAGCCACAUUGAUUCAAAAACACAGAGGAGAAAAGCUUCCGGAAUUUUGCUAGGCCAACUGUCGGAUAAGCUAGAACUGAUUCUGCGACCUGAAUUACUCAUACCAGUAUUUCAAUACCUGUCGAUUGGUGAACUACUGGUUUGCAUGCGGGUUUGCCGAUCAUGGAAUCGAUAUUCUAUCGAUCCUUCACUAUGGAAGUUAAUGGAUCUCUCACACCGGCAGCUAACUCCUAUCGUGUUGGCCGGAAUAAUCCGCCGCCAGCCUAGGUGUUUGGUGAUGGAUUGGUCCUCCUUUUCACAUCAACAAUGUGCAUGGCUAAUGGAUCGUUUGCCUCACCUCACAACACUCAGCAUUCAAGGAUGUAACGCAAGCGUCCUUGCUGCUUUAAAACUUCCGUCAGUGUCGCCAACUGCUUUCAACCGAGCUCUUCAGCCUAAAUUGACAGUUCUCGAUCUCAGCUGGGUAUCUGGCUUGAAUGAUAUUUUGAUUGAGAAAACUAUCUUACCUGCAUCCGCGCAUCGACUGUCUAAUUUAAAGCAGUUGGCUUUGGCUGGAAGUCAACUAACUGAUCAAUCUUUAGUGGCAGUUGCUUCCUCGUUCCCUGCCCUAGACAAUUUGUGUUUAGCAUAUUGUUUACAAUUUACUUCACAUGGAUUACGCGCAAUGUUGUUGACGAAUAAUGGACAAUUGAGUCGCAUUGAUUUAAUGGGCUGUACGCAAUUGUUAUCGUUUGACUAUCCAACACUUCAAAAGGAACUUUGUUCGAAUAAUCCAAGGCUUUGUUUACCUGACGACAUCACUAGCGACUCCCAGCCUAUUCACCGCUGUUUUCGCUUAAGUUUACCUACUUUACAUAAUUAGCUUAUGAGAACACCCUCGCAUGUUUAAUGAUGAGACGUUUUAAAACUUUUGUAUGUUGUAGAGACGACGAAUAAAUAUUACCCUUGUAUGACCA
Messenger RNA from Daphnia pulicaria, 2870 nucleotides. RefSeq names its product jmjC domain-containing histone demethylation protein 1-like. The coding region runs from base 131 to 2776 and encodes 881 amino acids. The record is from RefSeq and is a predicted model, not a curated record. Gene Ontology annotation, molecular function: protein binding; transcription coregulator activity; histone demethylase activity. The transcript has 7 exons. Gene Ontology annotation, biological process: protein demethylation; regulation of transcription by RNA polymerase II. Lineage: Eukaryota; Metazoa; Arthropoda; Branchiopoda; Diplostraca; Daphniidae.